GCACUGAUGAGACUUUCGAUGAACGGACUUGGUCGAGAAAAGAGGUGAAACAAAAAUUACAGCUAUUCAGUAUGAAUUUCAAAACUAGUUACGAUAGUGACGCCCGUAUAUGGAAAAGUGAAAGUGUGGAGCAGCUUUUUAACAUAAACAAAUCCAUUGGCGCAAUUGCCUUGUAUAUGCUUCGGAGCAAGCCACGGAAUGCCGUUUGCCAGAUCUCCGAUUCGGAGGGAACCGAGCUCACCUAUGGCACAGCUUGUUCGUAUGCCAUAAGUGUGGCGUCAUAUCUGAAGGGACUUGGACUAGAUUGUGACGAUGUUGUGGGUAUUGUCGGUCAGAAUACGACGUUGCUAAUGCCGGUACUUGUCGGUUGUUGGAUAAAUGGUACACCUUAUAAUACCUUGCAUCCGAUACAUGAAGAAGAUGAUAUUAGACUGUUAUUUGCUCUGACGAAGCCAAAGAUCAUUUUUUGUGAUGGUGAGGUGUUCUAUAAGGUACAAAAUGCUACCAACUUGUUGAAUGUGCCCAUUUAUACUUUGUGUAAUCAUUUGGAAGGCGUGCCAAGGAUUCAAGAUAUAUUGAAACCAGUGCCAAUGGCAGAAUUAUAUCAAGCUGCUCCUCUCAAAUACGGGGCCAAUCAAACCAUGGCCAUCAUACCAUCAUCAGGUACAACAGGGAAACCGAAGGCUGUUUGCAGGUCAAAUUGUAAAUUAUUGUCUGAAAUUGGCCAUACCGAUGGUUCGUCGAUUUUAUUUUCGUUUUCAUCACCCGAUUGGGGCACCGGCAUUUUGUUGAUAGUCGCGAAUGUGCUGUGUGGCGGCACACGUAUCAUCACUACAAAACCUUAUACCCCUGAGUAUCUUCUGGAAAUCAUCACGAAAUACAAAGUAACAAAUUUAACCGGUUCGCCUCAUCAAUUUGGAGAUCUUGCACAGUUGCCGGGUUACACUGCGGAGGCAAUGUCCAGCGUGCGUGUCAUUGUAAUGGGAGGUUGUCAUGCUCUACCUUCUGUUCAGUCUAAUAUAAGAGCCAAAUUGACACACGGAGUGUUAGUGAACUCAUACGGAACCUCAGAGAUUGGUGGCAUUUCAUUGAAUUAUAGAGAUUAUAAAGUCGACACUGUUGGCCGUUUAUGGGGUGGUGCACAGUUGAAGAUAAAAGAGCGAGUGGAUGGUGAUAUUCAGAAAUUAAUGGGUCCCAAUGAAAAGGGUGAAAUUUGGGUGUACACCCCUACAAGUUGGUUGGGUUAUUAUAAUAAUCCAGAGGCCACCGCUGAUAUUAUGGAUGCUGAUGGUUGGAUCAACACCGGUGAUGUCGGGUACGUGGACGAUGAGGGGUUUCUACAUUUAGUUGAUCGCAGCAAGGAUAUUUUAAAAUAUAUGGGCUUUCAUUACUCUCCACAUGAGAUUGAAGAGACUAUAGUUUCUUUGCCAGAUGUUCUAGAUGCUUGUGUGUUUGGAGUCUACGACGACAAAGACGGGGACUUAGCUGGCGCUGCUGUAGUGCUAAAGCCUGAUAGUACACUUACCGAGUCGGAUAUUAUGAGUUUUUUGACAGAGAAACUGGUGGUGAAGUACAAACAGCCCAAUUAUGGAGUCUUUUUCGUGGAUACGAUUGCACGAAAUUCUAACGGUAAACUGCUGCGAGCAAAGAUGAGAGAAAUUUGCUUAAAAAUUGAAAAAGAAACAGGCUCAAAGGUUUUGCAACGUUGAUAUAAAAAUAAUGUAUUUCUAAAAAAAUAAAUAAGGGCAUAUUUAUUCAUUAGUAAUAAGUAAGCGCUCGGGUUUAACCUAA
Molecule: messenger RNA, 1791 nt
Organism: Bactrocera latifrons
Lineage: Eukaryota; Metazoa; Arthropoda; Insecta; Diptera; Tephritidae
Product: probable 4-coumarate--CoA ligase 3
Exons: 4
Coding region: 72-1709 (545 amino acids)
Biological process (GO): long-chain fatty acid metabolic process; fatty-acyl-CoA biosynthetic process
Molecular function (GO): long-chain fatty acid-CoA ligase activity
Source: RefSeq, a predicted model, not a curated record